AUGUCCAAUAUCAUUCAUAAAAUGUCCGACAAAAUUACUGGCCACGGCCACGACGACGAAGAGCGUGAAUCUCAAGACAGAAACACCGGUUACGAGCAGCAGCAACAGCAGCGUGAUGAUGAUCGCAUGCCUUUGCCCUCGCAACAUAUGGGUUCAACCGAAUCUGGCACCUCUGGCCACGCCAUGCAAGGCAAGCGCGGUGGGUUUCGCCAACAGCAGCACGAUUUGGGCGGAGACACUUCGCAAUUCUCCAGUAACCGCUCCGAUCCCAUGCAUCAGCAGCAGAUGCCAGGGCCCAUGAUGGGCGGCGGCCAGGACGUUGGUGAAAACUGGGACGAAGGAGAAGACGAAGCAGACGAUGAGGGAAGAGGCACUCGUCGCAAGGACGACUACACUCGUCGUAGAGAUGAGUACGCCGACGAAUUCCAAAAACGCUACUGGUGA
Messenger RNA from Lachancea meyersii CBS 8951, 444 nucleotides. The record is from the annotation of a GenBank genome assembly. Lineage: Eukaryota; Fungi; Ascomycota; Saccharomycetes; Saccharomycetales; Saccharomycetaceae.